CGGUGACCAGUGCUCUGUACGCAGUCUCGUCAGCUGCUUCACCGCACAACUUUUUUCUGUUCGCUGUGUUUUCCUCACUGUGGACCUAACAACAAAACUACGGCAUUUUUUUUUUUUUUUUUUACCGCCACCUCAGUGUAAUUUUGCCUGUUAAAUCAGGCCAGGCUAAACCUGCUGCAGCGCUCGUGGAUUACCUUUUUCACCCAGAUAGCCUGGCGCGAGCAGCAUAUAGAAGAAGGUAGCUAACAGAUUGUACUUUUACGGAUCGUGUUCUUUUUUUUUUUUCCCCCUCCUCCUCCUGAUGAAGAUGUGGAAGAAGGGAUAAAGUGACUGAUAAUGAGGAUUGCGCCUGCGGCGAGGAGUCCUGUUUGCCAAGUCCGCCUGCACGAGCACCGGACCAAAAUUCGAGAGAAGUGUUCCGGAGCACAAAGAGCUUUUUAAAGCCGAGGAUACAAGUUUUAACCAUGUACCGUUUGUGCUGACACGCCGAGGGAGCGAGGAGUUAAACCGCUGCACGUUCUCUGUCCACACCUUCCUCGCCGCACAAAGUUGGAGAAGUUUCAAGGCGCUUUAUCCUGUUAUUAGACCUGCUGUGACGUCACAGCCGAGUGUUCAAAUGCGUUUUUCUACCGCAGUGUUUUGACCACAGUGUGAAGCUCUCCGGACUCAAGUCCACUUUAAAUGCGGUGUUCGAUCGUUGUCUGCAACAGCUGAGGCGCUCUUUGAUUUUUCUGUCCAUUCGAAAGAAACCACUCAGUGCAUCAUUUGAUAUUAUGGAGCUGACGUGCACAAGUGUUGUCCUGCUGGGAUGCGUCUUCCUGGUCUGGAUUCUUCGGGUUUCUGCAGAGGAAGCGGUUUUGAUGAAUACAAAGACAGAGACAUCAGAUCUCAAAUGGACCGUCUCCUCUCGUUCCACACCCGAGUGGGAGGAAGUGAGUGGUCUAGACGAGGAGAACAACAGCGUGAGAACUUAUCAGAUCUGUCAGAUUGACAGUCCAAACAGCCACUGGCUACGAAGUGGUUUCAUCCAGCGAGAAGGAGCCUUUCAGGUGUAUGUGGAACUGCGAUUCACUAUGAUGGAGUGUUCUUCCAGGAGCACCCACCACCGCAGCUGCAAGGAGACCUUUAACCUCUACUACUACCAGGCAAACUCAAACGAGGCCACGGACUCUUAUCCACCGUGGAUGGAGAACCCAUACACCAAGGUGGACACUGUGGCUGCAGACUUUCUCCUGAGGAAGGGCGGAGAGCGGAAAUUUAAUGUGAAGACUUUAAGACUGGGUCCUCUGUCUAAAAAAGGUUUCUACUUAGCCUUUCAGGCUCAGGGGGCCUGCAUGGCCCUGCUGUCGGUCAGAGUAUUCUUCAAGAAGUGUCCUCCUCUAGUCAGUGCUCUUUCGUCCUUCCCUGAAACUAUUCCCCGUACCCUGGUUCAGGAGGCACAAGGUGUGUGUGUGGAGCAUACAGCCCAACAGGGGCCUCGGCCCCCUAAGCUCUUCUGCGGGGAAGACGGCCUUUGGGUGGGUCAGCCAACAACAUCAUGUGCCUGCCUACCAGGAUUUGAACCUGCUGAAGGAUACACACGGUGCACAGCCUGUCCUGUAGAUCACUUCAAGUCGAGUACAGAGGGACAGUGUUUAGGAUGUCCAGGAUCCAGCCACGCCCCCAACAGGGGAGCAUCAGAAUGCACGUGCCUUUCAGAUUACCUACGUGCAGAAUCUGAUGCUCCCGACACCCCAUGUACCAAACCACCAUCUGCCCCACGCAGCAUUGUUACUCAGAUCAAUGACACCACGCUCAGUCUGGAGUGGAACCAGCCUCUGUACAAUGGCGGCAGAACAGACCUCAGCUAUGCUGUAAGGUGCUCUGUGUGCAGCUCACCUAGUGGCCCGUGCACCCCUUGCGGCGAUGGCGUCAGCUACCGGCCCUCGCAGCAUGGCCUCGUGGGUCGUAGGGUGGAGGUGUGGGGCUUGCUGCCUCAUACUACGUACACCUUCACCAUCCAGGCGCUCAAUGGAGUAUCUCACCGCAGCAACAAGUCUCCUGCCGGCGCAAGUGUCAACAUUACUACAAGCCAUGAUGUUCCAGCACUGGUGUCUGUGAUUCGAAAGAGUGACUCCACAGAGAGCAGUCUGACUCUCCACUGGUCAGUUCCAGCCCAACCUCAUUACACCAUUCUGCAGUAUGAGCUACGCUACUGUGAGAAGGAGCGGCGUAGUGAAAAUCAGUGUCACUACAAAAAGAGUGACAGGAACCAAGUUGUGCUGAGUGACCUCCGCAGAGCCACCCAAUAUGAAGUCCAGGUCCGGGCGCGCACCAUGGCUGGUUACGGCAGCUUCAGUCCUGCAGCCGUCUUCCAUACCUUACCUGAUGGCCAAGACUCUCGCUCCCAGCUCUUGGUUACUGGCAUCCUUAUCGCUGUUGGGACACUUCUGCUUGUCACUUUCGCCUUUGUUGCCUUCUACUGCAUACGCAGACAAAGUAGAAUAAAGGAUCCAGAUCAGAGUGACAAAAACAGCCAGUACCUUGUUGGCCAAGGGGUCAAGGUUUAUAUUGACCCUUUCACAUAUGAAGACCCGAAUGAGGCAGUGCGAGAAUUUGCCAAGGAAAUUGAUGUUUCCUUUGUCAAGAUUGAGGAGGUUAUUGGUGCUGGAGAAUUUGGAGAGGUCUGUCGAGGAAGACUGAAGAUUCCAGGAAAAAAAGAAAACUAUGUAGCAAUUAAGACACUUAAAGGUGGCUACACUGAAAAACAGCGGCGGGACUUUCUGUCCGAGGCGUCCAUCAUGGGUCAGUUCCAGCACCCCAACAUCAUCCACCUGGAGGGCAUCAUCACAGCCAGCUGUCCAGUCAUGAUCCUCACAGAGUUUAUGGAGAACGGCGCGCUGGAUUCCUUUCUCCGGCUGAAUGACAGCCAGUUCACGCCCAUCCAGCUGGUGGGUAUGCUGCGUGGCAUUGCCUCCGGCAUGAAAUACCUGGCAGAAAUGAGCUACGUGCACCGAGAUCUGGCCGCCCGUAACAUCCUGAUCAACAGCAACCUGGUGUGCAAGGUGUCAGACUUUGGCUUGUCGCGUUUCCUACAGGAGAAUUCGUCUGACCCGACCUACACCAGCUCUUUGGGUGGAAAAAUUCCAAUACGCUGGACAGCACCUGAGGCAAUAGCCUUCAGAAAGUUUACCUCAGCCUCAGAUGUAUGGAGCUAUGGCAUUGUUAUGUGGGAGGUCAUGUCCUUUGGUGAGAGACCAUAUUGGGACAUGAGCAACCAGGAUGUCAUUAAUGCCAUUGAGCAGGACUACCGGCUCCCCCCACCUCCUGACUGCCCCACCCACCUGCACCAGCUCAUGUUGGACUGUUGGCAGAAGGACCGCUCAGCGCGUCCUCGCUUUGCAGACCUCGUCAGUGCUCUUGACAAGCUGAUCCGCAACCCCGCGUCACUCAAAAUAGUGGCCCAAGAAGGAGCCGGGCCGUCCUAUCCCCUGCUGGACCAACGUCCACCUUUAGCCCUCUCCUCGUGUACAUCAGUGGGGGAGUGGCUCAGGGCCAUCAAGAUGGAGCGCUAUGAAGACAACCUCCUCCAAGCCGGCUUCACCUCAGUGGACCAGCUGUCCCAGAUCACCACAGAGGAUCUGUUGCACAUGGGAGUGACGUUGGCUGGGCAUCAGAGGAAAAUCCUUUCCAGCAUCCAGACCAUGACCUUUCGGAACAAGAGCACAGCAACUGUGACCUUCUAGUCACUGUGGAACUUUCACGGCACCUGGUCGGACAUGAACAUCAGCACGCUGGUGCAGCCACUUGCCAAGAGCACCCUCGGUCCUCUCUGGUGAACCACUUUGAACUAUGAUGGAUCAGCGGAGUUUAUGAUUGAUAACAAAAAACAAAAA
Messenger RNA from Thalassophryne amazonica, 3875 nucleotides. RefSeq names its product eph receptor B4a (gene ephb4a). The record is from RefSeq and is a predicted model, not a curated record. Gene Ontology annotation, cellular component: neuron projection; plasma membrane. Lineage: Eukaryota; Metazoa; Chordata; Actinopteri; Batrachoidiformes; Batrachoididae. Gene Ontology annotation, molecular function: protein binding; ATP binding; transmembrane-ephrin receptor activity. The transcript is spliced from 17 exons. The coding region runs from base 774 to 3725 and encodes 983 amino acids. Gene Ontology annotation, biological process: protein phosphorylation; central nervous system projection neuron axonogenesis; axon guidance.